GUCCUGAUACUUCUUUGGCAGAUUUUGUUGCUACAGAUUUAAAACAAUUUAGUGAAUGGACUGAUGGAUUAAAUAUGUUAUUUGAUAAAAACAUUGGUAGUAAAGAUACUGCCGAAUUUAUUCAAGUUUUGACUGAAAUUGGGAUUAAAGUUAAAUUAUUGGAUUUAAGUGGUGAGAAAGUGGAAAUUCCUCAAAGUGUUGAAGUACCAAGUGAACUUCCUGUUAUUACAAAUG
Dentiscutata erythropus is the source of this 234-nucleotide messenger RNA. NCBI's taxonomy places the organism in Eukaryota, Fungi, Glomeromycota, Glomeromycetes, Diversisporales, Gigasporaceae. The record is from the annotation of a GenBank genome assembly.